This is a messenger RNA of Pseudonaja textilis, 2542 nucleotides long. The record is from RefSeq and is a predicted model, not a curated record. NCBI's taxonomy places the organism in Eukaryota, Metazoa, Chordata, Lepidosauria, Squamata, Elapidae.
CGGGGCAGAGCAGGGGCGAAGCCGACCGCUCCGGUGCCGAGCCGCUACUCCGCCUUGUAGGAGGCGCGCGACGAACUUGCAACUAGCGAGGGCUCCCUCGGCGGAGAAGAAGCAGGAAAGAAACGCGAAGUAUCUCUCGCCUAGGAGAGCCGAGCCUGUGACCUUGCGCAGUGGAGGAGGAGAGUGGCCGAUUCCGAGAGAGCGAGGAGGCGGAGGAGGAAAGAAGCCGCGCGAGGAAGAGGAUCUGCUUUGCUGAAGGAUUCGUCCAGAAACACAUAUAAACACUGUUAAAAGAAGGAAUUGAGAAUGCAUAUCUAUAGGAACAAAUCACAGAAAUGAUCCAGAAAGUUUAAUCCCCUCUACCUUUUUGUGAUGGAGUUGAAAGUCUGGGUAGAUGGAGUCCAACGGGUUGUAUGUGGCGUUUCAGACCAGACGACAUGUCAGGAAGUUGUCAUAGCAUUGGCACGGGCCAUUGGUCAAACAGGCCGCUAUGUUCUCAUUCAAAGACUACGUGAGAAGGAGAGGCAGCUUCUCCCACAUGAAUGUCCUAUAGAGUUUCUAUCCAAAUGUGGCCAAUAUGCCCAGGAUGUGCAAUUUAUAUUGCAGCGUACCGGCCCCAGCCUCAUAGAGAGGCCUUCUUCAGACAAUGCCACCCAGAUACCCGAGAGGACGUUUGUCAGGGCUAGCUUGCCUAUUAAACCUAGACCACUCAGUACAGAAGUACCUAGAACCAGGCAACCCAAAAAGUCUUUAACUUUCAACUUGGGUCCCGGGAGUUCAGGUGAUGCCUGUGCCAAAAACAAGCUGAGACAGCCCAGAAAGGACCCAACGUGUGUUAGAGAUGGAGCCAGAGGGGGGUUACUUUCCAAAGAGGAGCUAUUCAAGACUGUCCUAUACCAGCAGGAGCAUCUCUACGCCUUGGAGAUGCAAGGUGAUGCCUUGGAAAUGGACAUCAGGCAUUGGGAAUCCAGCCAAGGCUCUUAUCAGGAGGAUGAGAUUUUGCGGCUAGAGCAGCUGGUCCACCAAAAUGAGAGCCAGCUGAGUGAGGAAGAAUUUUGGCAGAAUGAACUACAAUCAGAAAAGGAGCAUGAAAGGGAGCGGCGGGAGAAAGUGCACAGCCUGAGGGCCACAAUGGAGGAGUACACCAAAAAAAUCCAUGAGCUUAUGGUAAAAACAGAGACCUUGGAAAGAGAAAUCCAGUGGGAAAUUGCUGAGAGAGGCAAGAAGACCAAGGAAACUUCUACCCAGAAUCCUACUGAGUUAGUGGGAAUGGCCGCUAAAAUAAAGAGAGACCUGGAAUCCAAGGCCAAGCAAACUGCCCAGCUGGAAAGCAGCCUGGAUACAGUGGGAAGGGCCUUGGAGGAAGCAGAGUACAAUCUGCAGGCCCAGAACCAAGAGCUGGAGGAAUUGAAUAAGGAACUCAGGCAAUGUAAUUUACAACAAUUCAUCCAGCAGACAGGAGCCAUGGUGACUACUCCACAGGCCAGAACAGAGGCAGAAUCGCAGCUGGAUCAAAUUAGCCAAGAGUUGCCAACUCACCAGAGAAAUGGAGAUUUGUUGGAACUCAGCAGAAACUCACCUCCAGGACCUACAGCCAAGCAUUUCUUCGGCAAUCCACAGAACCUCCAGAGUCCCCUGGUGUCCAGCUUGAACCCCGAGGUUGUAUCGGCAAAGCGGAGCAUCUGGAGGUAAAAAGGACAGCCAAGAAGGACUGAUAGUUUUGCAAAUGUAACAGAUAUACAGAUAAAAACUCUUAAUUACAUAUGUAUAUUCUCCUUCUUAGAUGGAUAUAGAUGGUUGUGCAGAAUAUUUUUACAGGCUUUUUUUAAGUAAAAAGGAUAUUUGGAGGAAGCAGACUGCUUGUAUUUUUUUUAAACGUGCCUGUUAUAAUUUCAAAUGAAAAAACUGGAACAGUUUUGUUGAAAAUGUAUGUAAGACUCCAUUCUAUAUAGACGAUGCUUUGGACUGAAUAGCCAUUGCCUUUAGAGGGCUAUCAGCUGUGCUGGAGAACUGUUCAAGGCAGAGAACAGCAAAAUCUCUAGAUCCAUUCAGCUGCCCAACAAAAGAGGUGUGUAUUACCAACCAGAUUUCUUUACUAAACUCUAUCAAUGCACUGGAGCAUUUCUUAUUGUUUAUUGAAUGAUGAUCUUUUUGUUGGAUAAUGAUUAUAUUUCGUAAAGUAAGUGGUGUUUUUUUAAUUUGAUAAGAGAGAAAUUAUUCUAUUCCUGAUAAGAAUAUAAAAACAAGGAAUACUACUCUGGGACAGAAGUUUUUGUGGCCAUCCAUAGAUGCCUUUUAUGGUGUGGUUGAUGCUGAGUCAGUCUUUUAUUUAAAAAAUCCUUCAGAUCUGAUAAAAGAUGGGAUUGAGGUGCUAGUCCUGUCUUGCCAUUUGUGUCUCAUGCCAAGUAUUUUGUCAUCCAGUGUUGUAUGGUGUAAUUUUGCCUAUAAAUUGCUUCAGCAUAGAAAUGUGUAUUCUCUACUCACACCAUAAUUUUGGAAUCUAGACUAUUCUAAGACCCAAAAUAAAAAAAUUUCAACUGAA